Mugil cephalus (flathead mullet) is the source of this 1509-nucleotide messenger RNA. RefSeq names its product lamin-A-like. Lineage: Eukaryota; Metazoa; Chordata; Actinopteri; Mugiliformes; Mugilidae. The record is from RefSeq and is a predicted model, not a curated record. The transcript has 7 exons. The coding region runs from base 645 to 1175 and encodes 176 amino acids.
UAUGUGAGGAAAUGACCGGAGUUAAAUAUCUGCUUCAUCUAAGUCCAAUAAGAAGCUCAACCAUGAGAAGACAGAGAAGAAACAUCAGAGAGAAAUAAAGGAGCUGGAAAUAUUGAACACAGAAGUUCAUAUCAUCUGAGUUGGUAACUUCAGCUCAAAUUGUGUCCCUGUUCCUCUCAGUGAGGUUUAUUGUCAUGUGGUUUUCAUUGAGCCAACAUUCUCAGGUCUAAUCAGGGUCUAAUGUGGUCUGCAAGGUCCACCUAUGAAUGAACUCUGGGCAGAACUGGUUUAUUAGGGACCAUGAAGAAGAAGAAGUCUCCUGAUGUUGUCUAAGGAGAAGAAGAAGCUGCAGGAGGAACUGGAGACCAGAAACAAAGAGCUGAAGGAGAUAAACAAGAAGCUCAAAGACAUGGAGAGAGAAGUAGUUUAUCCACACACAUCACUCUCAUCAGAAACACAAAACUCAGAGAAACAUGUAAAGUCCAGAAAUACAACCAGAGGUAGAUGAUAGAAAGAACCUCAUGGAUGGAGAGAGAGAAGUAAAAACACACAGAAACAUCAACCUGAAGCACUUUUUACUUCAAUGUUUAUUAUGAAUAAAAUAUGAACCAAAACUAUUUAAUUCAUGUCAAUGAGUGCAACAAAUGAAACCUCACUUCAUCUCUUCUUUCUACCAGUUAAUGAAGCAGAUCAACCAACAGGAAGAGAAACAUCAGAGAGAAACAAAGGAGCUGGAAACAGAGUGGGAGAAGAAGCUCAAAGAGGAGGAGAAGAAAAGAGAAAGAGCUGAGAAAGAAGUGGAGACACUGAAGAGGAAACUGGAGACUGAGUCAGAGAGAAUCAAACCUGAACAAACACAGAACGGCAGCAGCUCAGACAGUCAGGAGACAUUAAGAGAUAUCACUGUGGACAUUAAUCUCUACUGCAGACAUAUUUGUCUCAGAAACAAGUUUGAUCAGGACAAACCACUGGGAGGACGUCAGUUAAAAGUCCAGAUCAAAAAUAGUGAACCCAUCACAUACACAUUUGAUCCAUCAGUGGAAGUAAAGCCUGGAAAGUCUCUUUUUAUAUACCAUCCAGACUGUGACGAGAGUUUUACUCUACCUGGUCAACUGUUCUGGAAGGACCUGAAGUCCUGGGGCCGUGGAGACAUAGUCCAGGUCUCUCUGCAGUGAAAUAGUUCCCAGUUGAACUCCCUCAAUAAAGUUCAGUAAUCCAGCAAACAGCAACAUUAUAGAUGAGAAACACUUGGCUCCAUUUUAUUGGAUUAGUCAAGUUUGAUGUGAACGUUGGUUUGUUUAAAGACUUUUACAGGAUGACGUCAGUGUUUUAUGUUGUUAAAAUCUGACAGAUUGAUUGUAAAUGUUAAUAUAAUAAUGAGAUUUAUGAUAAUUUAUGAAACACAUGCUGAUGUAAAUUUUGACAUUAAGCUUGAAAAGCUUAAAUGUGAUUACAGUUUAAAAAAUAAAGAAUAAUAAAAAAUAAAGAGAUACUUUUGUAUUUAUUGAC